CUGAGGAACUCUCCUGUGGCGCCGCUGAAAAUAUGUCAUAAAAAACGACGCAGGCUGUUUUAUUUGUUUGGUAAAAAACUAUGUUAGCAUCGUUAAAAGACUAGUGGGAACGAUUUUACAGUAAAAAACUAUAAAGCUGGAGUGGGACUUUAAAGUCGUUUCACAAUAUCUGACAAGUGAAGGUGGGCGUGACUUCUGCAAUCCAAAGCUAUUUAUCAGCAGUAGUUUCUGACCAAACUCAGUCAGUCCGUCAUGGGUCUUCCUGGGAUUCAGACCUUGACAUGGACACUUUGUGUCCUCCUGUGCAAACUAUCUCUGGGUCACGCUCAAGAAGAAAUACAGUAUAUCGUGGCUAUUCCUGGAGUUAUUGAAUCUGGAACUCAAGCCAAGUUCUGUGCGAGUCUCCUGAAGCUCAAUCAAGCUGUGGACAUGACUGUUGUCUUGAAGUAUGGAGACAAAAACAUGACUCUGUUUGAGAAGGCUUCAGACAAGAAAUUUCAUGAAUGUGCUGAGUUUCAGGCACCCACAGUGCAGAAUGAAGAGGUGCAUUUGCUGGAAGUAUCGGUGCAAAGUAAUACAUUUCACUCCAAAAAAUCCCAGAAGAUUAUGAUCAAAGCCUUUCAGCCGAAACCGUUUGUCCAAACAGAUAAACCAAUUUAUCUUCCCGGACAGACAGUAAAUUUCAGAGUUUUUGCAUUGGACGGUAAAUUAAGACCUGCAAGUCUGCUGUUUGACGUCAUUGAACUGCAGGAUCCUCUUGGAAACAGAAUUGGACAAUGGCUCAAUGAGACGUCGGAUGGUAAAAUAUUAGAGCUGUCGUACUCCCUCAGCUCUGAGGCACGUGAAGGAAUCCAUCAAAUCAUUCUGUCAGUGGGUAAAGAUAAGGUGUAUCACAACUUCAAGGUGGAGAAGUAUGUUUUGCCUAAAUUUGAGGUCACAUUAAAUGCAAAAGAUGAAGUAAGUGUCGGGCAGGAAGAGGUUGAUGUAGAAGUUUGUGCAAAGUACACAUUCGGACAGCCUGUGCCAGGAACCGUUAAGGUUAAGAUGUGCCGACCUAUUAUGCGCUUUUAUUAUGGUAUGACAUCAAACAAGGACGAUUCUCCUGAGAUACCUGAACUAUGCGACACACAGACGAAGCAGACAGAUAAAAGCGGCUGCGCCACCCUGGAAUUCAGUAUGUCGACUUUCACUAGAAUUGACUCAAAGGCUUGGCGAGAUGACCUGGAUGUGAAGGCCUCUGUAGAAGAGGAGGGGACAGAGAUUUCACUGGAACGGGCAAAGACAAUCCAGCUCUCUUAUGUUAUUGGGAAGCUAUCUUUCAUUGACACUCCCAAGAUUUACAACCAAAAUUCAACUCUGGAAGGAAAGGUCAAAGCUGUUCACUACAACAACACUCCCAUAGUUGGAAUGCAGUUACAUGUGUUUUCUGGCUGGAUGUGGUCGCCUAAAGAAGAGAUCAGAGUUACGACUGAUUCCAAUGGUACCGCCCCUUUCUCAAUUAGUACAAGUACAUUUGCUGGUGACGUCAACCUCCACGUAAGCGACAAAGCAACGCUGGAACACCCUCAAUAUCGACAAGUUUUUAAUCAGUUAGGUUUUCACACCAUUACCAUGGCCAGGCCUCCUUCUCCUGAUGCUGCAACAGCCAGCUCUCUGGAGAUCAAGAGGGAGGGGUCCCUUUCUUGCAACAAGGAUGAGGAGAUCGUUAUAAAGUACACCUUUGUGAGAGAGGCUCAGGGCUCAGUGGAUGUCAUGUAUCUGGUCUUAUCCAAACAAGUCAUUUACAUGCAAGGGCAUAAAACAAUCCAGGUGCACGACGUGCCAGUGAAUCAGGGAGAAGUGUCGUUCACAUUCAACGUAUCUCCUGACAUGGCGCCAAAUGUCCAGAUUGUUGCGUACGCCGUUCUCCCCAGCCAGGAAUUCAUUGCGCACCACGUUUUUCUGUCCACUGGGGACUGCUUCAAGAAUGAGGUGUCUGUAGAGUUUUCCCCCUCUUCAGCUGUCCCAGGAGAGGAGGCUGAAAUGCAGUUGUCUGCCCACCCAAACUCACUGUGUGGUGUCAGCGCUAUAGAUCAGAGCGUGCUCAUUAAGGAGCCAGAAGGUACCCUGGAUGCAGACAAGAUUUAUGAGCUUCUGCCUUUAAAAAGGACGUAUAUCCCUUAUGAAAUUCAAGAAAUGCCAGAGUGUUUGCUUGUGAGACCAAAGAGAUACCUUUUGCCAGCAGUACAUGGACCUCAUAUGUUUGGACAGAAUGAUGCCUAUGCAGUGUUCCAGAACACAGGACUGAAGAUUGCAACAAACUUGAUUUUACAAGUACCCAAAUGCCUCAAAUUCAAGGGGAGGGAGUACCAUAUGGGAAUGGAUGGAGGUUUCUAUAGAGAUCGCCUAAAUGGGCCCCUUAUUCCUCAAAUGAGCAUGAGAUUAGGUUCACCAGGUCCAGCUGGAGCUGUUCCUGAAGCACAGACCGGAAGUGCUGCUAUUGCUUACGACUCUGCGCCAAGUCCUGAACCAGUAGAAACAGUCCGCACAUUUUUCCCUGAAACAUGGAUUUGGGAUUUGGUGGAAGUAGGGGACUCUGGAAAAAAGACAGUGACCCACACUGUUCCUGACACCAUCACCACAUGGGAGACGGAAACCUUCUGCUUGUCCUCUCAAGGUUUUGGUCUGGCUCCUCGACAGAAGUUCACCGUUUUCCAGCCCUUUUUCCUUGAGCUGACGCUGCCCUACUCCAUCAUCAGGGGGGAGAACUUUGAGUUGAAGGCAACAGUCUUCAACUACCUGAGCAGCUGCAUCAUGGUGAAGGUGACUCCGACCCCCUCGUCAGACUACACCCUCACUGCCCUCUCUGGGGACCUGUACACAUCCUGCCUGUGUGGGAAUGAGCGCAAAACCCUUCGCUGGAACUUGGCUUCUGUAGCACUAGGGGUUAUGAAUGUGUCGGUCAGUGCCGAGGCUGUACCUUCCCAUGCUUCAUGUAACAACGAGAUCGUGAAGGUCCCAGAGAGAGGCCGCAUCGACAAAGUCACCAGAUCUCUUAUAGUCAAGGCUGAAGGAGUUGAGGUAACAAAGGCUUACAACUGGCUGUUGUGUCCAAACGGAAACGCUUUGACAGAGACGAAAGAGAUCCAACUUCCUGACAAUGUGAUUGAGGGAUCUGCCCGUGGGACCGUAUCAGUUCUUGGCGACAUCCUGGGCCGUGCGUUGAAGAACCUGGAUGGACUACUGCAGAUGCCGUAUGGUUGUGGAGAACAGAACAUGGCUCUGCUAGCUCCUGACAUCUACAUCCUUCAUUACCUGAAAAGCACCAACCAGUUGACCCCAGAGAUCACCGAAAAGGUGUCUCGGUUUUUGAAAAGCGGCUACCAGAGACAGCUGAACUACAAAGACAGUGAAGGGGCUUACACCACAUUUGGAUCAGGACCAGGCAACACAUGGCUGACUGCGUUUGUACUGAGAUCUUUUUACAAAGCUCAGUCUUUCAUCUUCAUCGAUGAAGAUAAGAUUCAAGAAUCCAGGAGUUGGCUUGAAAGAAAACAAACUGAGAAUGGCUGUUUUGCACAAUCAGGAAAACUCUUCAACAACAGAAUGAAGGGUGGAGUGUCAGAUGAGGUUACUCUAAGUGCUUAUAUCACUGCUGCCUUUUUAGAGAUGAAAAUUUCCCCAAAUGACCCCGUUUUGAAUAAAAGCCUGUUGUGCCUCAAGAACUCCUUGACCGACCUCAGCAACACCUACACCACAGCUCUUCUGGCUUAUGUCUUCACGCUGGCAGAAGACAUGGAGACCCGUGAUCAUCUUCUGAAGCAGCUUGACAACUCUGCAAUAAGAGAAGGGGGGUUCCUGCACUGGUCACAGACAGAAACAGGGAUGUUUGAUUCUCUCUCGGUGGAGAUCACCUCAUACGUGCUGAUGGCCAAACUUGGUGCAUCUCCUACCUCUGAAGACCUGGGCUACGCCUCCAGCAUUGUCAGGUGGCUGUCAGGACAGCAAAACUAUUACGGAGGAUUCUCUUCCACUCAGGACACAGUGGUGGCCCUUCAGGCUCUGGCCCUGUACUCCAGCCUGGUGUUCACUCCAGGCGGUUCAAGCACGGUCACCCUUCAGUCUCCCGGCGGCCAACUUAUGCUCCACGUAAAUCCAGACAACAAGCUUGUGUACCAGGAGAGCGUGCUGCAGAAAAUAACAGGAAGCUAUAACCUUGAAGUGAAAGGAUCUGCGUGUGCUGCAGUGCAGAUUUCUCUCUUCUACAACAUCCCCACCCCCAAAGAGACAAACACCCUGAGCGUGAAGGUUCUAGCAGAACCGGACUUAUCGUCUAAGAGACCCAAAGUCACUCUGAAGCUCACGUCCCUUUACACUGGGAAAGAGACAAACACAAACAUGGUGAUCAUAGAUAUCGCAAUAUUGUCUGGAUUUACACCAAAUGUGAAGUCUUUGGAGACGCUUAAAACAGCUCUGCUUGUGGAUCGUGUGGAGCAUAAAGACGGCCAUGUUUUGGUUUACCUUACAGAGAUGCAGAAGGACGUUCCCAUCAACCACAGUCUGGUUCUGGAACAGCAGCACGUCGUGCAGAACCUCAAGCCUGCUGUGGUCACACUCUAUGACUAUUACCAGCCAAGUGAGCGAGCUGAGGCCGAAUAUACUUUCCAAAACUGAGGACUCACUGCUGCACUACCGCUGAGCCUCCAGCAGGAGACGUUGAGGAUCACUUUUGUAAAAAAAAAAAAGUUUUUAAAAGUUCAGUAAAGAGAUAGUCAUGAAUGAAGUUAAUGCUUUCAUUUCUAUGAUCCACUUAGUGUGAACGAGUUGAAAAGAAAAGUGUAAAAUGUUUUGAAAGUAUGUUUAUGGCCAAAAAAAGGACCAAAUAAAACAUGUGUUGGUCAUCUGA
Messenger RNA from Oryzias melastigma (Indian medaka), 4885 nucleotides. RefSeq names its product alpha-2-macroglobulin-like protein 1. Gene Ontology annotation, cellular component: extracellular region. Bases 253 to 4653 code for a protein of 1466 amino acids. The record is from RefSeq and is a predicted model, not a curated record. Gene Ontology annotation, molecular function: endopeptidase inhibitor activity. NCBI's taxonomy places the organism in Eukaryota, Metazoa, Chordata, Actinopteri, Beloniformes, Adrianichthyidae. The transcript is spliced from 36 exons.